Molecule: messenger RNA, 3877 nt
Organism: Callithrix jacchus (white-tufted-ear marmoset)
Lineage: Eukaryota; Metazoa; Chordata; Mammalia; Primates; Cebidae
Gene: MORC4
Product: MORC family CW-type zinc finger 4
Cellular component (GO): nucleus; nucleoplasm
Molecular function (GO): ATP hydrolysis activity; zinc ion binding
Source: RefSeq, a predicted model, not a curated record
UCAAGGAGCGGCUGUCAGGAGGUCGCCAUAUUUCUGUACGGUCCUGAAGCAGCCCGGGCAGUCGCCGGGUCGGGAGAGGUGCUGACAGGGCGGAGCCGCCGCCUGGCUCAGCGGGCCUCACCCCUCCCGCCCGGGACAGGUGGCUGGAGCGCGCCCGCCUCCGCCAGCUGCGAGUGGGAGCGAGGGAGGGCCGGUCCGAGACGGUCGCCGCCAGCUGCUAGUGCGAGUGAGCGAGGGCUAGUCCUGGACCACCGGGCCAGGGGUCCGGCGGCAGCAGACAAGUACCGUGGCGGCCAAAAAAAUGUUCCUCUGCCGAGGGGCCCCCGCCGGCCCUGGCGCACCGGGCUGCGGAGUGGCCCGGCCCGGCGGCGGCCCGCAGGCCUUCGGGAUCCGCCUGAGCACGAUGAGCCCCCGCUACCUCCAGAGCAACUCCUGCAGCCACACGCGACCCUUCAGUGCCAUCGCGGAGCUGCUAGAUAAUGCUGUAGAUCCAGAUGUAUCCGCCAGGACGGUCUUUAUAGAUGUUGAGGAGGUCAAGAAUAAAUCUUGUUUGACAUUUACCGAUGAUGGAUGUGGGAUGACACCUCAUAAACUACACCGAAUGCUCAGCUUUGGCUUUACAGAUAAAGUAAUAAAGAAGAGCCAGUGUCCCAUUGGGGUCUUUGGUAAUGGUUUCAAGUCAGGCUCCAUGCGGCUAGGAAAGGACGCCCUUGUCUUCACCAAGAAUGGGGGUACUCUCACUGUUGGACUUCUAUCACAGACCUAUCUGGAAUGUGUCCAGGCCCAGGCAGUUAUUGUACCAAUUGUUCCUUUCAACCAGCAAAACAAAAAAAUGAUAAUUACUGAGGAUUCAUUGCCCAGCCUAGAAGCCAUCUUGAACUAUUCCAUUUUCAACAGUGAAAAUGACCUGCUGGCCCAGUUUGAUGCCAUCCCAGGCAAAAAAGGCACUCGUGUUCUCAUUUGGAACAUCCGCAGUGCAUUUUUUUUUGUCCUUUGGAGCCAGUUUUUGUUAGAUUGGUACUUGUCUCGUUUCCCCAGAAAUAAAGAUGGAAAGUCUGAGUUGGACUUUGAUACAGAUCAAUAUGACAUCCUGGUAUCAGACUUUCACACAGAAGAAAAAGUGACUGGCGAUGUUACCUCUGAGCUGCCAGAAACAGAAUAUUCUUUAAGGGCGUUUUGUGGUAUUCUAUACAUGAAGCCACGGAUGAAAAUUUUUCUGCGUCAAAAGAAGGUGACUACCCAGAUGAUUGCCAAGAGCCUGGCUAAUGUAGAAUAUGAUACAUAUAAACCUGCCUUCACAAAUAAGCAGGUGAGAAUCACUUUUGGGUUCUCUUGCAAGAAUAGUAACCAGUUUGGAAUAAUGAUGUAUCAUAACAACCGACUCAUAAAAUCCUUUGAGAAGGUGGGGUGCCAGGUGAAGCCAACUCGUGGAGAAGGUGUAGGAGUAAUUGGAGUCAUUGAGUGCAAUUUCCUAAAACCUGCCUACAACAAACAAGACUUUGAGUAUACCAAGGAGUACCGGUUAACAAUAAAUGCCCUUGCCCAGAAGCUCAAUGCUUACUGGAAGGAAAAAUCAUCUCAAGAUAAUUUUGAGACCUCAGCUGUAGUCAGGCCAGUACCGAAGGUCCCUGACCAGACAUGGGUUCAGUGUGAUGAGUGUCUUAAAUGGAGGAAGCUUCCUGGCAAGAUUGAUCCAUCCAUGUUACCUGCAAGAUGGUUUUGUUAUUAUAAUUCUCAUCCAAAGUACAGGAGGUGCUCUGUUCCAGAGGAACAAGAACUCAAUGAUGAAGACCUGUACUUGAGCAAAGCUAAGAAACAAGAGCAAACUGUUGAGAAGAAGAAGAUGCCUGUAGAAAAUGAGAACCACCAGGUAUGUAGUAAUCCACCAAAGAACCUUACUGUUCAAGAAAUGGCUGGAUUGAAUAACAAGACCACUGGAUAUGAGGGAAUUCAUAGCCCUAGUGUGCUUCCAUCUGGUGGAGAAGAAAGCAGAUCACCUUCUCUUCAACUUAAGCCUCUGGAUUCCAGUGUUCUUCAGUAUUCCAGUAAGUACAAAUGGAUCGUAGGUGAGGAACCAGUGGAGAAACGAAGAAGGCUCCAGAAUGAGAUGACAGCACCUGUUCUAGAUUAUUCCAUGCCUGCUCCUUACAGGAGGGUAGAGGCAGCUGUUGCCUACCCAGAAGGAGAGAACAACCAUGACAAAUCGAGUUCUGAGAGAAGUACACCACCAUACCUUUUCCCAGAAUACCCAGAAGCGAGCAAGAAUACAGGUCAAAACAGAGAGAUUUCAAUUCUGAAUCCAGGGGCCCAAGACCAACGUCAGGGGUCCCUGCUUCCUGAAGAAUUAGAAGAUCAGAUGCCAAGAUUGGUGGCAGAAGAAUCUAACAGAGGUAGCACGAGCAUAAACAAAGAAGAAGUGAACAAGGGACCUUUCGUAGCUGUUGUUGGUGUUGCCAAAGGUGUUAGAGAUUCAGGAGCUCCCAUUCAGCUGAUCCCUUUUAACAGAGAGGAGCUUGCUGAGAGACGAAAAGCAAUUGAAUCCUGGAACCCAGCGCCUUAUUCUGUGGCCUCUGCUGCAAUCCCUGCUGCAGCCAUUGGGGACAAAGGAAGAGGCUAUGAAGAGAAUGAAGGUUGUAAUACACCAAAGAUGAAGAACCAGAGAGAGCUGGAAGAAUUGAAGAGAACCACAGAAAAAUUGGAACGUGUUUUGGCUGAAAGGAAUUUGUUCCAGCAAAAGGUAGAGGAGCUGGAACAGGAGAGGAAUCACUGGCAGUCUGAAUUCAAGAAAGUCCAACAUGAAUUGGUGAUCUACAGUACCCAGGAUGCGGAAGGCUUGUACUGGAGCAAGAAACACAUGGGUUAUCGCCAAGCUGAAUUCCAGAUUCUGAAAGCUGAGCUGGAAAGAACCAAAGAGGAAAAGCAAGAGUUGAAAGAUAAACUGAAGGAGACAGAGACACACCUGGAAAUGCUGCAGAAGGCUCAGGUCUCCUACCGGACCCCAGAGGGAGAUGACCUAGAAAGGGCUUUGGCAAAGCUUACACGGCUCCGUAUCCACGUCAGCUAUCUCCUUACUUCUGUCCUCCCUCACUUGGAGCUUCGUGAGAUCGGGUAUGAUUCAGAACAAGUGGAUGGGAUCCUGUACACGGUGUUGGAGGCAAAUCACAUACUGGAUUGAGCACCAGACUGUAUACCCUUCUCUUGUCUUCUGUCUGUUCUCUUUUCCCUCCCUCCCCCACAUCUCUCUCUUUCUCUCUCUUACCUUUAUGCCUUAUAUAGAGAAUCUCUGUAAGUCCUGGCUCAUAAUAAGUCUGCUUCUUAUCAGUUUUGGUGUGAAGAAAGAUGCCAGUUUAAAUAGGCUUUCAAGUCUUGGAACAGAAAAGCAAUAGUCACCAAGCUUGGUGACCUGAGAGCUUUAAUUUUCAUGACCUGGAUACGUGGUCUAUUUUAUAUCUUUUUCUAAAAUCAUUUGUAUUCAUUAAGGUUAAAUCAAUCAGUAGAUAUUGGGUACCAGCUGUUUUCGGGUAAGCUAACAAGUAUAACUCGUAUUUGCAGCCUUCAAAGGUGUAACAAUCUAGUUGGAAAUGUAAGACAUACAUCACAUUAUACACAGAAGUGUAUGAUAUGUACAACUGAGUGGCACAGAUAUGACAAUGAAGAUCUGAGGGAGGAAGUUCAAGGAAGGCACCACACCAGAAAUGGGACCUAAAUUAAGGCUUAAAAAAUGAGCAUGGCCACACUGUCAGUGAGUGAUCUUUAGGUGACAGGACUAUGCUUGAUACUUUUCUUCUUCCUAUCUUCUUGCCUUUUUCAAAUUUUCUAUAUUAAACUUGUUAUUCUUCCUACAUUGAAAAAAAUAAAUUGUUUUUCAAAAGAUCAA